UUUCGUCCAGUCCUCUGUCUCUGUUAAUUGGUCUGUGUAUUUCUACCCCCCUGUCUCUUUGUCGGAUCGUCUCUCUGUUUCGUUGAGUCCAAGUCGUUUGCGUGCGUGCGUGCGUGCGUGCGUGCGUGCGUGCGUGCGUGCGUGCGUGCGUGCGUGCGUGCGUGCGUGCGUGCGUGCGUGCGUGCGUGCGUGCGUGCGUGCGUGCGUGCGUGCGGUCAAGAAGAGUCUUGCGCAUGGGUCCUAUAUUUGUAACCCUGACAGUACGAUCCGACCACAAAUGGACCCAGCAGACUCUGAUUUCUCCAUGGAGAGGCUAGAAGAGGUGGAGUACACCCUCAGUAGACUCAACUCUGAGCUAGUGAAGUCCACUGACUUAGAGCGCCGGCUUGCUAUCUCCUUGAUGGAGAGGACUAUUUCCUCAAGGUCCUGGCUACUGAAGGUUCCAGGAAUGGCUACCCUGGCCGACCAGCUGUCAGGUCUGGGUAAGAGCCUUCAGUCCCUCCUUGGUCCCUCCAGUAAUCCAGUUUUUGAGGCUACUAGUCUCCCGCCUGACCCUGCCCCUCCAGCCCAUUGCCAGGGGCUUAGGGUGGGCGUGCUGCGCCUUCAGCCGGCCGCUCAGGUCCAGAACCCCAGCCUGAGGAGUUCCAGUUCCCCCCAGAACUCGCACUCAUCCAGGUCCCUCAGGCUCCCUCCAGGAGGAGACGUGGUGCCAAGCAUCGGCCAACACGGUCAUCCGACACCAUGCCUCCUGUGCCCAGCCCAGAGGCGCCCGCUCCUGUGCCCAGCCCAGCGACACCCGCUCCUGUGCCCAGCCCGCAGCCCAGUCGCCCGACGCCACGCCUGCAGCCCAGUCGCCCGAGCCGGCCCUGCCUCUGCCCAAGCCAUGUAUUCAUUAAGGCUCAAUUCCUUUUCAGAACCAGUGAAAAUCAAAAAGAUGUCGUAAAUGAACCAUUUAAACACAAGAAUGUUUCGUCUAAAAGGAUUGGUGUUAAAUAUGUGUCUAUCCUCCCAUAGGCCCAUAAAUACAUUUACGUAGUUGGGUGCAAAUGGAGAUCCCAUACUCGUCCCUUAAAUUUGUAGGUAGUACUUGUUAUUGAAGAUGAAAUAACUUGAUUUCAAAAUAAACUUUGUCAUCAUCAUUAACAGUU
Alosa sapidissima (American shad) is the source of this 1148-nucleotide messenger RNA. RefSeq lists its product as uncharacterized. The coding region runs from base 278 to 943 and encodes 221 amino acids. The transcript has 2 exons. NCBI's taxonomy places the organism in Eukaryota, Metazoa, Chordata, Actinopteri, Clupeiformes, Clupeidae. The record is from RefSeq and is a predicted model, not a curated record.